Messenger RNA from Neurospora crassa OR74A, 1712 nucleotides. RefSeq lists its product as hypothetical. Lineage: Eukaryota; Fungi; Ascomycota; Sordariomycetes; Sordariales; Sordariaceae. The transcript has a single exon. The record is from RefSeq and is a predicted model, not a curated record. The coding region runs from base 1 to 1281 and encodes 426 amino acids.
AUGCCUUUACCACCCGAGACACAGCAUCUGCUAUUGUCGCACGACUUUGACUCUUCCGUGGAUGAAGUCCCUCGCGAGCCACAUUACACGCGCGCCGACCUCCUCUCACUCAGCAAAAGCCAGCUCAUAGCCGCCUUCCUCGAUCUCCAAGGUCGCGCUGAUCAGUAUCUGUCGCACAUCGAAUCCUCGCUGCGCGCACAACAGUCCCAAGCCGAGCUCCUCACCUCGAUCGAGCUUCACCUUGACAUUCCCCCUUCCGUCACCGAAUCCCAUCACCAACAUGUCGCCCUCGACCACGCCCUGACCUGGAACGAGAUCUACGGCCCCGACAGCGACCUCCUCCUCCAAACCAGCACUCUCCAAACCCAAGUAUUCACCCGCCGCUUGACCUCCAUUCGCGACCACAUCCGCGAAAGCGGCGGCGGCGGCGCCAGCAGCAGUAGCAACUUUUCCCCCUCCCCUUCCUACUCUUCCAACGGAUUAUCCCUCAGCCCCGCAACUCUCUGCAAACACGUCCUCUCUACCACCUUCACCCGCAUGGCCCCCGGUUCCUUCGUCGCCGGCUCUGAUAACCCCGAAGAGCAACAGAACGUGCUCUCGUUCAAGCAGGUCGCUUUGGGAAUGAGCAUUCGCGAGUUUAUCGAGUCCUUUGCUGAAGACGAAGGUCGCGCCGAAGAGGACGACAACGAGCUCUGGAGGCGGAUGGAGACCCCCCUGCUGUGUGCCUUGGCAACCCCGGAGAUGUCCGAUGCGGCCUGGAACCGGAUGGGAUUUUUGGGUGCUUGGUUCCGUGCUUUGAGGUCAGGACAUUUUGAGGUGGAGCGGAUGCGGUUCUUGAUGGAGAUGCAGAAGGAUGCCAGGGAAAAGACAAAGACUGAGAGAGCCGUGCCCAUGGUUUGUACGGAGUGCAAGGAAGAGAAGGCGGCGGGGAAUGAGGUUGCUACGAGGCUGGUCAAGGCCCAGGCAAUGCUGUUGGAGUGGUGGAAGGGAGGAAGGGAGGAGGUGGAGAGUGUGGUGGAGGGGAUUGUUGAGAGGUUCAGGGAGGAGGAUCGGAAGGAGGCGAAGAGGGCUUAUGAGGAGUUUGCGAAGAGUAUGAGGGGGGUUGUUACUACUGCUACUGCUACCGAUGAUGCGGAGGCAACGGAGCAAGGACAGGCAGGUCCAGGUCACCCGGUGCUGAUGCCGCCUGAUGAUUUGAGCCAUGCGGGUAGGUAUGAGCCUGAGUUCCAGCCGAAGGAGAUCAACAGCUUGGUCAGGCAGGCUCAUAUGGGGGACUUGUAGAGUGGAAUGGAGUAGGUAUGUGUUGGAGUUACGGCAACAGAGUGCCAAUCGAAGUCCGGAAGCCAGCAAUAUCUUCCUGGGGAUCAAAGUGUGUUACCCUACUUCGGGAAGGUUGUGUACCAGUAUUGACGGAAAAGGGGUUUUGGGCUUACUUACUUGGAGUCAGAGGCCCGUAUGGGGGCUCAAUAUGUUCGGCAGGGCGGCUGGUUGAAAGAUAGCUUAGUUGUAAAUCGCUUUCUGGUGUUGCAUCAUUACCUUCCAGGCAUCAUUGUGGGGCUCAUCAUCAUCUGGCCGGCAUUGGGGGUGAUUCAAAACAGGACCAUAUCUGUUGGAGUAUCUCUGGCUGUUACAAGUAGCAUAUUAUCCGCAUAGUUUUGAUUGUGUAUUAUCAUCAGACAACAAUACUGUACUCAGUCAGAUUGUCAACCAUU